AUGCGAAUGAAGGAAGAAGGUGAACUUGGAAACAACACAGAACUAGUAAUUAUGUGUGAUGACAAACCACCAGUUAUUGUAGUUUGUGGCGCAACCGGAGCACAAGGUGGUGCUGUUGUACGUGCAUUGGUUGAAACUGGAAAAUACAAGAUACGUUGUCUAACACGUGAUCCGUCCUCAUCAAAAUCACAAAGAUUACAACAAGAGUUCGGCAGUAGUGCGGACAUUGAAUUAAUUAAAUGUGAUCUUCAAAAGCGUGACGAUGUGCGUCAGGCAUUUCAAGGUGUAUGGGCAAUAUUUGCACUAACAGAUUUCUGGGCAAACCCGACCAAACCUGAAUUGGAAAUUGAUAGUGGAAGGCUAAUGGCCGAUGUCGCAGCAGAAAAUUUGAGCAGUACUUAUUCCCCCUAUUUUAUUUAUUCAUGCUUGGAAAAUGUCGAACAGGGAAGCGGAGGGAAAAUGUAA
Messenger RNA from Didymodactylos carnosus, 465 nucleotides. NCBI's taxonomy places the organism in Eukaryota, Metazoa, Rotifera, Eurotatoria, Philodinida, Philodinidae. The record is from the annotation of a GenBank genome assembly.